Yamadazyma tenuis ATCC 10573 is the source of this 3553-nucleotide messenger RNA. The record is from RefSeq and is a predicted model, not a curated record. NCBI's taxonomy places the organism in Eukaryota, Fungi, Ascomycota, Pichiomycetes, Serinales, Debaryomycetaceae.
ACGCUCGGUUAUUAAAUUAUUCGCAGCUGCAAAAAAACCAUUUACGAGGCUAAGCACGAUUAGAUUACAACUCGGUAAGUCAUUCCGCGGGAACGGAAAUGCAUGAGCCCGUAGAAGUAUAUAUAUAGGGAUCCAAUCUCCCGUCGAUGUCCCAGGCUAUAAUGAGCUACAUUUAUACUCCGUCAAUCACAAAUAUCACCAUGAGCUUGGGCUCAUCAACUCCCAGAAUCCCUCCCCAUACUGACGCACUUAUCCAGGAAGCCUUUAAUAGGUCUACAUCGUGCUUAGAGCUUGCACAGGACGUGGUGCCCAAUGGUCCUCCUGCACCACGGGAAAUUGUGGCCCAUUUGAAGCUUUUGCGGUGCUUUGCAGAGCUAAAGAAGAGAAUCAUAGCCUCCGACGACAAUGAACAUUUGUGGAAAACGUACGUGACAAUGGCUGCAAGACGGUUUUUGGUGUUCAUGAAUGCAAUCAAAGGCAUUUCUACUUCAGCACUUUCCGAAACUUUGGACCGAAUGCUGCCACCUAUUGACGUGAUCAUGGUGUGGCAUUCUUUCAUGUUGAAAACACUUUCUUUCACCAACCACUGCAAAAGAAACCAAUUGCAGGGAUUUUUCAAUUACUCAUUCCCAUUAAAGGCAAUCACUGACCUUAUAAAUGAUUCCACUUUUGUCUUUGUUCCAACAGCACAGUUGCAGGCCAACUUCGAAUCGUUUAUGCAAGAUACCGGCUCUUUUGUAUACGAUUCUUACCAGAUGUUUGAUGCUUCAAUGGUCUUGAUGAUCCAUUGUCCUGUUUGUGCUCAAGACCUUGUUACCAUACCAUUGAUAGACUUUGCAGACUCUCGGUUCCAAGUAUCGGAAUUUGAAAACUGCAACUGUGGGUUCCAGAACCUGAUGUCUCACGAUGAGUUGAACAAACGCAUCUUCUGGAAAGAUGUCAUGGACUUCUGGUACCCAGUCACUUCGGAGUACCAAGAGUCUCGGAUUCGGUUGGAAUUGGUAAAGAAUACCUUUAUGAACUUGGUGUCCAAGACUUUUGAACAGUUUAUCGAUGAGUUGGGUAGUUCCAUUUCCUUGAAGUCGUUCACUCAAAUGAGAUCAUAUAUGGGGAUAAACCCCAUUAACUUGACGAUUCCUGGUAAUGCAUUCCACUUACAAGAUGAUUUGGUGGAGUGUGUUGCUAGCCAGGGUAAGUUCAUUACUAGUAUGGAGCAGUCAAACUGGAUCUACUCUCAAUUGCUUGAAGACAUCAUUGAAGAUGGAAUUGAACGAUACAAGAACUUUGUGUUGGUGUUCAAAGAUGCUACCUUUACGGUAGUUCCUACUUUGGACAUUGAGUUAGUCUGGAAUACCCAUCAAUUGAACCAAUCGGGGUAUCAGGCUUAUACCCAAGAAGCUUGUGGAAAAGUAUUGAGACACAACGACCAGAUUGAAGAACUGAAGCUAAUUGCCGGAUUCACAGAAACUUGUCGAAAAUACAAAGAGCUAUUCAACCAAGAAUACUCCAUUUGUUUCUGUGGACCAUGCAGCUACCGAAGGAUAAGAUCAAGAAGCUUAUUUUCCCACAAAGCCAAAAGCGGACAGACUCUUUUCAAGGCCAACAGUGUUCACCACCUUUCCACCUGUCAAAAAACUGAGUCCCAUUUGCGAUUCUUUUACAAACAAAGCGAACAUUAUGUUCCUUGGGAGGAGAAGCACAUACAAAAUUAUGUUACUUCUUCAUUAGUUCCCAUUUACGAGGGUAUUGAGACUGGUUCUCUUUUUCAAUUCCAUGGCUGAGUCCAUCGGAUAUACCUGUAUUUCUGAAACGGCUUCCAUGCUGGCUGUGGGAGAAUAUAUUAAAACAAUAUAGAAAUGAUCAAUGUACUGAAUAUUCUCACUAAAUUUCGCAGUUGCACAAUCCAUGAGCGUAUUAGACCUAAGCAAUUAUCUGAUAGUAUUGGGCAGUUCGAGUGCCCGGAGACUCUCGAUUCUCCAAGAGGUUCUCAAGAUUACAAAGGUGACAGUGGUGAAGCCCGAUUUUGAGGAAAAUCUCCCGAAAUCCAUGUCUCCUAAACAGUAUGUCCAACAGACCUCUCAUCACAAACUACUUUCUAUCUUGGACGCCAACACGUUUGAGUCUCCUACAAUCGUCAUCUGCUGUGAUACCAUAGUUGACUGUAAUGGCCAGAUCCUCGAAAAACCCCAGACGAAGGUGGUUCAACGUCAAAUGUUAAAUAGCUACCGGCUCCACAAUGCGAUCAAUGUGAUUUCAUCAGUACAUGUGGCAAUUGUGCACGGAAAAGACAUCCAUGUCGCUGGAGAUGAGGUUUGUACGACCUUGAACUUCGAUUCGAGCACUCCUCAAGAAGUGAUUGAGGCAUACAUCGAAAGUGAAGAAGGGUUGGAGGUGGCUGGAGGAUUUAAGUUCCAGGAAGCGGGAAACGUUCUUUUCCUGUCACUUAAAGGCGAUUACUUCAACGUGGUGGGUCUCCCCGCCAAGCGGACGUUCGAUCUAGUUCGCCAGUUACUUGGACAUGUGUAAGUUAUAAGACCUUAGCAGCAGGCUUGUCGUCCUGCACACGCCUGCGAAAUUGUACAAAAGUCUGAGUGCGAGAUGAGAUGAAAAAUAUUCAAGAUGGCUCAGAAAGCUGGUAGCAAGUACCAGGUCAAGCCCGUCAAAAGGACAGAGAUCGAAGAAUUGUCAGCCAACAAAGAUGAGAUAGAGGUGGCCUCAAGCUCUAGCUCCGAGAGCGACAUCAACGCCGAAAGUGAUGUUGAAUUAAGUGAAGACAGCGAAUCUGACUCAGAAGACGAGCAAGACCAAAUAAAAGGAUUGGAAGACAACCGCAAGCAUGUUAUAAUAAAGCCCGCCAGAAUAAUAGACACCAGCAAGAGCAAGGGUAAGAAGGGAGUCAUAUACUUGGGCAGAAUCCCUGACGGGUUCUACGAGGCAGAAAUGGAAAAAUACUUCAAGCAGUUUGGAGAAAUAACCAGAGUGAAGUUAUCCAGAAACAAGAAAACCGGAAAGUCCAAGCAUUAUGGGUUUAUUGAGUUCACCAGCGUCCAAGUAGCCAAGGUUGCCAGUGAAGCCAUGAAUAAUUAUCUUUUAUAUGGCCACUUGAUCAAAUGUUAUGUGGUGGACAACCCCAGUGAUUUGAUGUUCAGCCAGUCCAAGUUUAAGAUCAUUCCUUGGAGAAGUGUUAGCAAGCAUCGUAACGACAAGCCCAAAAGCCAGCAACAUUGGGAUAAGUUAAGUAAGAAAUUUGAGUCCAACCAACAAAAGAGAAAGUCGGGGUUGCAACAAAAGGGCAUUGAUUUGGGUUACUUAGAUUAGGAGAGUAGUAGUGUAAAUGCAAAUAUUAUCAGAAGCUCAACCCCAUUUAUCGCAACAUGUGAAUGGGAGGAACCUGAGAACGGGAAGAACCUGAAAAUGGCAGAAACAUGAAUGGUGGGUGUAUGGGUCAGAAUGGCUUUUACUAUUGGUAUGAUUUGACAGUGGUUGGUGGUUGUAAAGUAAGUAAUCAUGUAAUACCAACUGUUUGUGGAUAUUGCACCCGGACUGGCAACCU